This is a messenger RNA of Octodon degus (degu), 2139 nucleotides long. RefSeq names its product ORAI calcium release-activated calcium modulator 2 (gene Orai2). NCBI's taxonomy places the organism in Eukaryota, Metazoa, Chordata, Mammalia, Rodentia, Octodontidae. The coding region runs from base 200 to 958 and encodes 252 amino acids. Gene Ontology annotation, biological process: store-operated calcium entry. Gene Ontology annotation, molecular function: store-operated calcium channel activity. The transcript is spliced from 3 exons. The record is from RefSeq and is a predicted model, not a curated record. Gene Ontology annotation, cellular component: membrane.
GGUCCACCAGCGUCCAUCCUCUUGCUGGGGUGCAUGGUCCUGGCCUAGAAGGACCCAGCAGUACUGGACUGUUCCCACCGCUAGCUCCUUCCAUGCCCGUUGGCUGGGGAAAGCUGGAGGAGUGUCUUGCCCCCUCAUCUGCCUGAAUCCCAGGGUGGGAAUCACCUCCCUGUGCUCCUGGAGCUGCCUGGCUCCCACCAUGAGUGCAGAGCUCAACGUGCCUGUGGACCCCUCCAACGCCGCCUGCCCUGAGCCUGGCCAUAAGGGCAUGGAUUACCGGGACUGGGUCCGACGCAGCUACCUGGAGCUGGUCACCUCCAACCACCACUCAGUGCAGGCCCUGUCCUGGAGGAAGCUGUACCUGAGCAGGGCCAAGCUGAAGGCCUCCAGCCGGACCUCAGCCCUCCUUUCCGGUUUCGCCAUGGUAGCCAUGGUGGAGGUGCAGCUGGAGACACAGUACCAGUACCCAAGACCGCUGCUCAUCGCCUUCAGCGCCUGCACCACGGUGCUGGUGGCCGUGCACCUGUUCGCCCUCCUCAUCAGCACCUGCAUCCUACCCAAUGUGGAGGCCGUGAGCAACAUCCACAACCUCAACUCCAUCAGCGAAUCUCCACAUGAGCGCAUGCACCCCUACAUUGAGCUGGCCUGGGGCUUCUCCACUGUGCUUGGCAUCCUGCUCUUCCUGGCUGAGGUGGUAUUGCUCUGCUGGAUCAAGUUCCUCCCUGUAGAUGCCAGGCACCAACCCGGCCCUGCGCCCAGCAGCCACACAGGCUGGCAGGCUGCCUUGGUGUCUACUAUCAUCAUGGUGCCCGUGGGCCUCAUCUUCGUGGUCUUCACCAUCCACUUCUACCGCUCACUGGUGCGGCACAAGACCGAGCGCCACAACCGCGAGAUUGAGGAGCUACAUAAGCUCAAGGUGCAGCUGGACGGGCAGGAGCGCAGCCUACAGGUGGUGUGAGGCGUUCGGGUAUCCAGGAAGGCAGAUGGCAUGGCAGGCUGCUUUGACAUUGCCAGACAGUCCAAGGCCAAAGGACUUCUGUCAUCGUGCCAUAAAAACCACGGAGCUCCAGUGAUUGGGGAUUCUGUGGCUAAAGCCAUCUCCUUGGCCCUGGGCACUUCCUGUGGUGGGGGAAAGCCCAAGAAGCUGUCCCAGGAAGGACGCUAGGCAGCACUAGUAUUCAAGGGGGUUCUGAGUGCUGGCCCCUGUGGCAUGGAACCUGAGCUGUGAGUUCAAGGUUUUGUACCCAGCAUGCAGAAUUGUGCUUCAUGGUGGCCCACUAGGUCAAAAGGCCCUGUGAUUAGCAGGGCUCCCAGUGUGGUUGGUGCUUUCCUUCCAUCCCUACAGAGAGCUGGGUCCCUGCCUUGUGGAAGGAAGGCCUGGGGCACAGUCAGCUGGAGUGGUGGAUGCUGUAGUGCGCAUUGGGAUUGUCAGACCCUGGGGAAGAUUUGGUGUGGGGAGGCUGACUGAGGUUGAAGCAGUUUAGUUGAAGGGUGCUUGGAAGCACACUAGGCUCAGAUCCCCCUCUGCAGCCAGCCUAGAGGCCAGGCCACACUGAUUCACCAAGCCACCAGGUAGGGAUGUGACCACAGUCCAAGGUGUCCUUCUCUGAACCUAAGUCUCCACUGGGCUGCAUGAACAGCAGGACAGGACACCAGCCCAGGCACCAGGCCCGGCCCAGCUCCCUGUCUCAACAUGGCCAUUGACCUGGCCCACAGGUAGUGUGGCCAGGGGCCCAUGUGGGUAAAUGCUCAUCAUGACACAGAGCACCAUUGGGUCCCCACACCAUGUUUACACAGCCGUGCAGGAGGGCUGUGGCACUGUCACUGAGCAUCCAACAGAUGUGGGCUUAUGUGGGAGCGUGCUCUUUCUAGACCCUGUUUACCCUAAUGUCCAGAAGUCACCUGGAGGGGUGCCUUGUCUUUUGGCCUAUAUAUAAACAGCCACAUCAGUUCUUCCUGGUUCACUUACAUCUUUAAGAGCAUACUGUCUUUGUGGUAUCUGGAUUGAGUGUCGGGGUUCACUGGGAGGCCUCACUAAAGUUUCUAGGAAUGUGACAUGCUGUGAGGAUGUUGUCUUAGUUACUGUUCUGUCCUUGCUGAGACAAAAUACCCAAAGUCUGAAUUAAAGAGGGAAAGGAU